UUUACGACACUGUCACACUUGGCGGUGGUGUUUUCAUUGCAUGAGGUCGGUCGAUAUGGCUUCACACUUUAGCGGCGUCCUGCAGUUAACAGAUUUGGACGAUUUUAUUACUCCAUCACAGGAAUGUGUGAAGCCAGUGAAAGUGGACAAGAAGCAGGGGAAAUCUGUGGCCAAAAUCCAAAUUGAAGAUGAUGGCAGUUAUUUUCAGGUUAAUCAGGAUGGCCAAAGGCAGAAGCUGGAGAAAGCCAAGAUUACUCUGAAUGACUGUCUGGCUUGCAGUGGUUGCAUCACCUCUGCUGAGAGCGUCCUAAUCACCCAGCAGAGCCAUGAGGAGCUGUAUAGAGUGCUGCGCCUCAAUAAGCAGAGCAGCAGUGGCGAACAGAAGGUUGUGGUGGUGUCAGUAUCUCCUCAGUCCCGAGCCUCCCUAGCUGCGCACUACGGCCUCAGUAGCAGUGAGAUGGCCAGGAGGCUCACUGGCUUCUUUAAGAACCUAGGUGUUCAUUAUGUGUUUGACACUGGCUUCAGUCGCACCUUCAGUUUGUUGGAGAGUCAGAGAGAGUUUCUGAAGAGAUUUGCUCGAAAAGAGGAGGACAAGAAAGCCUUGCCCAUGCUGGCAUCUGCCUGCCCUGGUUGGAUCUGCUAUGCUGAAAAGACUCACGGUGACUUCAUCCUGCCUUACAUCAGCACAACCCGCUCGCCACAACAGAUCAUGGGCUCUCUGGUCAAGAGCUUCUUUACCAAGCAGCAGGGUCUUGAACCGCAGAAGAUAUAUCAUGUGACUGUGAUGCCUUGCUAUGACAAAAAACUUGAAGCGUCCAGACCAGAUUUCUACCUUAACGAAUUUGAGACCAGAGAAGUAGACUGUGUCAUUACCUCAGGAGAAGUGCUCAGGAUGUUGGAAGAGGAAGGCGUGUCCCUGAAUGAUGUAGAACCAGCACCAUUAGACACAAUGUUCAGCAAUGUGUGUGGGGAGGAGUUGCUGGGUCAUGCUGGGAGCGGUUCAGGAGGCUAUCUUCAUCAUGUCUACACACACGCUGCCAAACAGCUCUUUGGAGUUGAAGUGGAAGAACUCACAUACAAGACACUCAAGAACAAGGACUUCCAGGAAGUCACCCUAGAGAAAGAUGGUAUAAUUCUUUUGCGUUUUGCGGCCACUUACGGCUUCCGGAACAUUCAGAACCUUGUGCAGAAAUUGAAGAGAGGAAAGUCACCAUAUCACUUUGUAGAAGUUAUGGCAUGUCCAUCUGGGUGCCUUAAUGGAGGAGGGCAGCUGAAGCCUGUAGCAGAUCAGUCCAACAAGGAGCUGCUGCAGCAGGUGGAGGAACUGUACCGGGCGGAGCGUCUGUCUGCACCUGAGGAGGACACACGCGUGGCUGAACUUUACCACACCUGGCUAGAAAGCGUAGGAGAGGAGAGGGCGCGACAGCUACUUCACACACAGUACCAUGCGGUGGAGAAGAGCACCAACGGACUAACCAUCAAGUGGUGAAAGGAGCCGAAAGUCCACUCUCUCGCCAGUUACAUGUGUCUCAUGUUUUUUGGUCAGAAAUAUUAUAUUAUGUGGAACAUUAUCUAGGGCAUGGAAACUUCAAGGUCAGUUACACUGCUUGUUCAUUCAGUUAAUGUUCUCUAAUAUGAUUUACCACAAUUCUGCUGUGAAUGUACAGAGUUGUACAGCUUAUGGCAGAAUAUGAAUAUGAAUUAUUCAUCAUUUGGGUGUAGAAGCUAUUAUUUCAUGACCUGCACAGUGCACUGUAUAGGGAGCUAUUUAAUUCAGCCUAGGUCUCAAAAAAAUGAAUGCUUCUGUAGCGCAACGAUACUGACAAUGUUUUUAAAAAUGUUUUCUUACUUUUUCAUCUAAUGUAACUGUCACCAGUCCAAAGGGCUGUUUGAUUCCAAAUUCCAAAUUAUUGGGUCCAUUCCACAAAACCUUCUUGAUUCUCAGUUCUAAAAAUCAUGACAACAGGAUCCAGCAAAAUAAAAGUACAGCGUUGUAGUUUGUAAUAUGCCACAAUAAUUUAUGCUAUGAAUGGCUUGAUAUAGUAACAAUGUGCUUCCACCUCAGUUGUCAUCAGAGAUUUUUUCGGUUCCUGGGAAUGCUAUCAUAGUUUUGCGUGUUACCCAGCCAAAUAUUGUUCUCUCUUAAAGUAACCUCAACCUAAAGUCUCUGGGUCUGACUAGACCACCUCAUUGAAAAGGUUAUGGCUAUGCCUCUGCAACUCCCUUACAUAUUUCAUACCUACACCAAAUUCUGCACAUUUGCCCAUAUAUUGUGUACUACUUACUACUAUGUACUAUACUAAAUAAUAAUUUGUUUUUUUUUAUUAAUUGUUUUGGAAAUAAUCCCAUUUUAUUCAGGCCAUCACAUGCAUUUCUUCAUGAAAUCCAAUUUAUCCCUCAUACAGCCUAACAGAAUGGCAGAAUUACACAUUAGACCCAACACAUGUUGAAUCUGGAGAUUUAGAUUGGGCAAUAGUGUGGAAUUGAAUCCAAAGCUUUGGAGUCGACAGUUGGUUCCUAGAUACCUGAAUUCAGAGAAUCAACUCUUUUUGAGAUCGACUCCCAGCCCUACAUUUCCCUGUUUUAAACAGUGUUGACAGUAAUGCAAAGACUGUAACUCCUGGGUUUUCUAACUCAAUCCCUGGAGGGACACAGUUCAGCACAGUUUGGUGAUUUCCUUGCUUAAACAUCUGAUUCAAUUCAUUGCUUAAUAACCAGGUUUAGUUAGUGGCUAAUGUUGCACUUUUGUUGUAACUUUUUUUUUCCUUAAAAAAUGUAAGGUACACAUUUUUAGGCCAACAUCCAUGUAGUGUUGUUGACCAUCUCAGCACAUUUGAGGCAAGAAUGCUAAACGCUCAACUUCCUGCAUAGCUCUUUGGAGUAGGAGUGACCCCUACUGCCCAAACCCUCCAGAUUCCACUCUUUUGGACUCUAAAAUCAAGUAUUUGUGGUCAGAAGGAUCAGACCAAAGCAUACAUUGCCUUAAGUAAUUGGUCCACUGUGACUUGUGUGUGCACUUAAUUCAUUUUAUUUUUUAGAUGACAUACACAAUCUGUUCAGAAUAUAUUAGUAGCUGAUCAUAUGUAUAUAAUCAUUCCUGCCAUAUUUAUUGAGGGAAACAUAUGAACAGAUAUGUUUCAAAAUAAAGCAUUUUCAUGUUAAACUGUGGAUUUACUGAAGAUAAAUAUGUAAACUGAAAAAUCAUAUUAAGGCCUCUGAAAAGGCAUUGGUAAAUGCAAUAAAUAUUUGUAUUAUUACGUUAUAUUUUUGUAUUAUUUACAAUAUCAUUUGUGUGCAAAAAGUGUAAACGAGCAUAAAAUAGGUGUUAUUGAAACAAAAGCUUCCUUCUCAGUUUGAAGAGGUGCAGAAAUGUGCAUCCUAACAAAAGUGAAUAUCUGCAAAAUUAGCCAUUCUAUUCAGUCUGCACAGUAUAUGUGGUUAAUGUGCAAUGUAUUCAACUCACAAUAGUUGAAUGUCUUAUGGCCUAUGACAUCAUUUCUUGUUAGUCUAUACACUAACAUUUUUAAUCUGUUUGUACCAUAGACACCAGUUCAGCAAUAACAGCACCGCAACCAAUAAAGGGUCUGAGUUAGUGUCCAUUGA
This is a messenger RNA of Colossoma macropomum (tambaqui), 3603 nucleotides long. RefSeq names its product nuclear prelamin A recognition factor-like (gene ciao3). Bases 41 to 1489 code for a protein of 482 amino acids. Lineage: Eukaryota; Metazoa; Chordata; Actinopteri; Characiformes; Serrasalmidae. The record is from RefSeq and is a predicted model, not a curated record. Gene Ontology annotation, biological process: iron-sulfur cluster assembly. Gene Ontology annotation, molecular function: 4 iron, 4 sulfur cluster binding. Gene Ontology annotation, cellular component: cytosolic [4Fe-4S] assembly targeting complex. The transcript has 11 exons.